ACAAACCAGCCAAGACGCAACCGCACGUCCGCACCGCACGCCCAAGCAACGCCGCAGGCGCCCGUCCGACCUCACCUCCCGGUACCGGACCUCUCCACUGCUUCCCUCCUGCACCCACGAGCGCCUAGGCCUCGCUUCCUCCUCCCUCCCCGCGCGCUUCUCAAGGCGCGUCGUCCCCCGAGGCGGUAACCAUCCCAUCCAAGGGCGAGGCGGCGGCCGGCGGGGUUACGUUUCGCGGAGGGAGAAGGCGACUCGCGCGGACCGUUGGUUUCCGUUCGUGCGUCCGCCAUGGCCGGGGAGAGUGGGGAGGGGUUGGUGGUGGACUCCGGCGAGAAGCGCCUCAACGAGCUUGGGUACAAGCAGGAGCUCCGGAGGGAGAUGACGCUGUUCAAGACGCUGGCCAUCUCCUUCUCGACGAUGACGCUCUUCACGGGGAUCACGCCGCUGUACGGGAGCAGCCUGCAGUACGCGGGGCCGGCCUCCCUCGUCUGGGGCUGGGUCGUCGUCUCCUUCUUCACCUGGUUCGUCGGCGUCGCCAUGGCCGAGAUCUGCUCCUCCUUCCCGACCACUGGCUCUCUGUAUUUUUGGGCUGCUCAUUUGGCUGGUCCAGUCUGGGGUCCUUUGGCGUCUUGGUGCUGCGCUUGGCUGGAGGCCAUCGGCCUCAUUGCAGGAAUUGGCACACAGGCAUAUGCAGGAUCCCAAGUGUUGCAGAGCAUCAUUCUACUCUGCACUGGCACCAACACCGGCGGUGGCUAUUUGACCCCACGCUGGCUAUUCCUGGUCAUGUACAUCGGGCUAACCCUGAUCUGGGCCGUGCUCAACACUUUCGCGCUCGAAGUCAUCGCCGUCCUCGACGUGAUCUCCAUGUGGUGGCAGGUGAUCGGUGGCACCGUCAUCGUGGUGAUGCUCCCACUGGUGGCCAAGACCACGCAGCCGGCGUCGUACGUGUUUACCCAUUUCCAGACGACACCGGAGGUGACCGGGAUCAGCAGCGGCUCCUACGCCGUCGUCCUGUCCUUCCUGGUGAGCCAGUACUCCCUGUACGGGUACGACGCGGCGGCGCACCUGACGGAGGAGACCAAGGGUGCGGACAAGAACGGGCCCAUCGCCAUCCUCUCCAGCAUCGGCAUCAUCUCCGUGUUCGGGUGGGCGUACAUCCUCGCGCUCACCUUCAGCAUCCAGGACUUCAGCUACCUGUACGACCCGAACAACGAGACGGCGGGCGCGUUCGUGCCGGCGCAGAUACUGUACGACGCGUUCCACGGGCGGUACCAUAACUCGGCGGGCGCCAUCGUGCUGCUCUUCGUCAUCUGGGGCUCCUUCUUCUUCGGCGGGCUCUCCAUCACGACGAGCGCCGCCCGCGUGGUGUACGCGCUGUCCCGGGACAGGGGCAUCCCCUUCUCCUCGGUGUGGCGCCGCAUCCACCCGCGGCGCAAGGUUCCGGCGAACGCGGUGUGGCUGUGCGCGGCGGUGUGCGCGCUGCUGGGCCUGCCGAUCCUGCGCAUCAACGUGGUGUUCACGGCCAUCACCUCCGUGGCCACCAUCGGGUGGGUGGGCGGGUACGCGGUGCCCAUCUUCGCGCGCAUGGUGAUGCGGGAGGAGGACUUCCGGCCGGGGCCAUUCUACCUGGGCGCCGCCAGCAGGCCCGUCUGCCUCGUGGCGUUCCUGUGGAUCUGCUACACCUGCGCCGUGUUCCUGCUCCCGACGUCGUACCCGAUCAGGAUGGACACCUUCAACUACGCGCCCAUCGCGCUGGGAGUCUGCCUCGGCCUCAUCAUGCUCUGGUGGGCGCUCGACGCCAGGAAGUGGUUCAAGGGCCCCGUCAGGAACAUCGACGAGCACAACAACGGCAAGGUCUGAUCCCGGCAAGCCCUCAGAGCGAUCGACCGACGCCAUUCUUUUUCUUCCUCUUCUUGGGCUCUCGUGAUGACGUUCUCCGACUGGUUCUCCCUCUACGUGUUAUGCUGGAUCAAUGGGGAUUAGUUUAGGUGGCGAGUGGUGGGUUGAUUAUUCCUGUGUGGUAUACAAGGAAGAAGGUAUUACUUAGGUGUAGGUUUGCAAAAAUGAACUCGGAAGCAUUAUGAAAACAAGGGAGGAAAUGUUGCGCAAACCGAAAAGUUAAAGAAAGAUGGACUACCGAUGGAUGAACAACAGAAAUGGGAUGCGUGACGAGAAUGUCAACAACAGAAUUUAUUCGCAUACACAUGUAGUUUGUGCUACCCUCGAUGUUUGUUAACCCACUCCUCUUAGACACGUAUCUUGACUAAACGGCAAGGUUGAUAUCAGCUCUAUGCCAAGACACUUGCGCAAACCAGAAGGAAGAGGAAGGAACACUUGAGUGAGUGAGGAAGGGAGGAACUGCGAAUGAUACUUUUCCAUACAUUUCCAUCCCCGCGCUCUGAGCGAGCGCAGCACGCGACGGACGUGGGGCUCCAGCUUGUGGCGGAGAAGGGAGGUGGUCGUGGAUGGCGCUAGCUGCCGCGUGUUCUCCGGCUGACCGUAGGAGGAGAUGUGCUGGCACAUAGAUGUGACCUUUUCGGGGUUGAUCUUCCUUAAGAUGAUACAUGUUCGUGAAGUCCAGGUUCACUUUCAGUGGCAAGUUACUGGUCAUGUUCUUUUUUUUGCGGGAAAUGUUCUUUGAAGUUUAAUCCCUGAUCAAAUUGUACAGCUACUCUUAAUAAGUACUCUAAAAUGGUUAGGAGUUCCUUUC
This is a messenger RNA of Setaria italica (foxtail millet), 2710 nucleotides long. Its product is annotated as amino-acid permease BAT1 homolog. Gene Ontology annotation, molecular function: transmembrane transporter activity. The record is from RefSeq and is a predicted model, not a curated record. Gene Ontology annotation, cellular component: membrane. Bases 289 to 1860 code for a protein of 523 amino acids. Gene Ontology annotation, biological process: amino acid transport; transmembrane transport. The transcript is spliced from 6 exons. Lineage: Eukaryota; Viridiplantae; Streptophyta; Magnoliopsida; Poales; Poaceae.